Messenger RNA from Orbicella faveolata, 2091 nucleotides. RefSeq names its product nuclear envelope integral membrane protein 1-like. The record is from RefSeq and is a predicted model, not a curated record. Gene Ontology annotation, cellular component: nuclear envelope. Lineage: Eukaryota; Metazoa; Cnidaria; Anthozoa; Scleractinia; Merulinidae.
UUGAUGAACCAUGAUCCGAGUGAUCUUGGAUCACUGAUCCUGAUCCAGAUCACCCCAAAGGAACGUACCCUUAUUUUAACUCAGUAAAAUUCCGCUCCACUCCGCCGACUUAGCCGCCACUUUCGCAAUGUCGCGGGCCGCACAAGGGUGUUGACAGGAUUCAUGGUCAGCGGAUAACCUAACGAGACUAAAAGGAAAAUGGCGGCAGGUACCGUGGGAAAAUGUUUGUUCUUUCAUCUUCUAUUUCAUUCUAUUUUACUCGUCACGGGGGUUCUAACGUGCAAGGAUAUCUUUGUUUCAAACCUUUCAAGUGAUAUCACUUUUGAAGUGCCCCGAAACGAAAGUUCAAAUGUAGCCGUUUGUGUACACGGUGGUGCACUCACACUAUCUCACAUAUGGGGAAGUGUUAAAGUACUGCUUGAAUUUGGCGAAACAGAGGUGCAGUUUUACGAGCCUGAAAGUUGUUCUGCCCUCAAUCCAGUCAAUCAGUCUUGGGCAUCUGUCUUGCAGUCUUUCGUUACAAGCAGGGAUGUUAUGGAUCAUAUAGUUUUUAAACACUCACCAUUCAGGACAUCGUGCUCAGCAGUUAAACUUGAAGAAAAGCAAGAUGUGAGAAUUGAAGUUGCAUUUCAAGGUGAUAAAAGUAAUAUCAGUUUAAAACAAUAUUGUAUCAUCAGCUUCUGUGUGUGUUACUAUCACGGCCCUGUGACGAGCGGCAGAGGACUGGACCUCAUACGCUGGAUGCUGCAGCUUGUUGGCCUGACGCUACUCUACAUGGGUACUCGCUCAGAUGUGGUGUCGUUCGGUGUGAUAAGCACUGUGUUUUUGUCGCAUGUUAUCCGCAGCAGUGACAUACUAAUGGGUGUUAUAAAAAUGAUGCCUCGACACUGGGUUUCCUACAGAGUCUAUUACUUCUUCUUCCCUCCAAAACACAAGUUCCUAUCACAGGAGGAAUAUGUUAUCCAAGGAUCCCAGGAAACAAGUCGAGCUUUGGACGAUCUGAGAGAAUAUUGUAACAGUCCCGAAUGUAACACGUGGCAAGUGGUUAGCAGGCUAAAGCAUCCUUCCAGAUUCGCUUCAUUCGUGGCCAGCGGACAGCACAUUCUGGAAGAGGAAAUGAAGAUCUACGACUACGAUCCCACGCCAUGGCUGACUUCUGAUAGCGAUGGAAAUGACAGCGAUCCAAAUAACGAUCUAUUACACAGUUUUGUUGAUUUUAUCGUUUUUAGGAAUAGUGUGUUCUUUUAUUCAUCUGGUGUCUCACUUGGCCUCAUCAUGUCCUUGUUGAUGCUUGUUUACAUUCUUCACAGACUCAUUCCUGGGAGAGGAGGUGCAUAUGCUGUUUUAAUCGGAGGCUGGAGUCUGGCAGCUUAUCUAAUUCAGUGGACUUGGGGCAACUUGAAAGACCUGAUUGUUAACCACAACCAGUGGGUCAUUGGAUAUCUUGUUGUAGUAGGUAUCAUCAGCUUCUGUGUGUGUUACUAUCACGGCCCUGUGACGAGCGACAGAGGACUGGACCUCAUACGCUGGAUGCUGCAGCUUGUUGGCCUGACGCUACUCUACAUGGGUACUCGCUCAGAUGUGGUGUCGUUCGGUGUGAUAAGCACUGUGUUUUUGUCGCAUGUUAUCCGCAGCAGUGACAUACUAAUGGGUGUUAUAAAAAUGAUGCCUCGACACUGGUGAGUCAGCAGUCGAGAUGGGAACAUUAUUUUUCGAGUUCCUCUUUCAAAUUCCUUCUCAAUCUUACCAAAGCUUAGCCAUCCAUGUUUCAUUCCGUCAAGACAUUCAAAAUGAAUAGUUUUUUGAGGAUGUGUCAGUCAUUCAGUCACCUGGCCGCGGUUGUUCGAAGGUUGGAUAACGUUAUCCAUCGGAUGAGUGUUAACAAAGCAAACUACACUACAAAACAAAACCAACUACGCCAUCCACUGGAUAGUGAUUUAUCCAUUGGAUAGCAUUAUCCACCUUUCGAAAAACCAGGGCCUGAUAUAGAUGUAUUCCGUCUUAUAAGAUAAUCUGUAUCCUUGCAACGAAAACCACUAAAAAACGACCUUUAAGAUGUGGCCAAAAAUAUGUGGAAACGUAUUUCUCAUC